GACCCCUCAACCCACUCUCUCACACUCCCUCCCUCCCUCUUCCUCCGUACACGCCCGAAUCAUCCGCCGCUCUCGGUGGCCGCCCCGCCGCCGCUCUAACCCGAAAACCCUAACCUCCUCCCCCGCUCCCCCCUCGCCGGACCACCGCGCGAUGGCGUCGCCCGUUCCUCCCGCCGACGCGACCGACGGCCCCGUCCUCAGCCUCGUCAGCAAGCGCCUCCGCGCCCAACGCAAGAAGCUCAACCGCAUCCUCCAGAUGGAGGAGUCCGUCGCCCAGGGCAAGCCCCUCAACAAGGAGCAGGAGGACGUCCUCCGCUCCAAGCCCUCCGUCCUCGCCUCCAUCGACGAGCUCGAGAAGCUCCGCCCCCAGCUCUCCUCCGCCGUCCAGGAGGAGCUCUCCCUCGCCGCCCAGCGCCUCCCCCGCGACGAUGACGUCCCCCCGUCCCCCGCCGCCGUCGCCGCCGAGAAGCAGCAGCAGCAGCAGCAGGAGCAGCCGGGGGGCGGCGGCGACGAUGCCGUCGUGAAGGAUGUGCUGAACCUGCUCUACUUCGGCUCCAUGUUCGCCGUCAGCUGUCAGAGCGAUUACACUUCCACGAUGCUGACGAGGACGCACGAGCGCGGAUGCUGCUUGACUUACGACUACGUGACGGACGAGGCCACCGAUCUGUUGAAAGAGCGGGACUUGGACCUGAUUGCGACUUUGAGCAGCCUCUUGAUCUCGAGGCCUGCCGACUCCAGCUUGUCGCACAAGAACGCUCUGCAGAAGUGUGUGGACCACGCCAAACAGUGGAUUGCCAAUUCCGACAAGCUGAUCGAGCCCAACUCUUCUGUUACCUAUGCGUCGUUGAGGGAGCGGUUGAAUAAGAUAAUGGCAUCCGAUUACUUCACGACGACGCCGGAGAUGAAAGCUCCAGUUGAUAUGGCUGCUGCUGCUGCUUCUGGGAAUUAUGCGCCUUUUCAGGUCCCAGUCACGGUGCCUGUCCAGGUAGAAAGUCAAGAGCCUCAGUACGAGCAGAAGGAGGAAGCUGGGACUGAAUUCCAAGGACAUGAAGUUGAUAAUGAAUCUAAUCCAGUCGAUGAUGUUCAUAAGGAUGAAGUAGCAGCUGAUAAUCCUUCGGAGUUUGCCUCAGCUCAACUAGAAAAUGUAAAUCCACAGGUGGAAGAGUUUAAUCAAAGGGAAAGAGAGCAGAAGGAUCAUCAGUACAUUCCCCGGAGGAACUACCAGAACCAGAGAGGGGGUCGUGGUGGAGGUAAUGGUGGUCGCCGGGGUUAUCCCAACGGUCGAGGAGGGAGAAGUGGAGGGAGGGGUGGUGGGCCCUACCAGAAUGGCCGCGGCCACUAUUAUGAGCAGCCCGGUAACUAUUACCCUAGAAACUACUACAACAAUAGAGGGAGAGGCGGCAGGGGUGGUGCGCAUACCUUCAACAACCAUGGUCCGGCGGUUCAUGAUGGCCAUGCCCCUUCUGAUGUCGGGGUGGCUUCAUGAGCAUACAUUUAGCAGCGAAGAGGGUGCUGGAUUACUAGUUUUGCCUAUGGUUAAGUGAAGUUACCUCAUUGCUUUCGAGCUUGUGAUUUACACUUAAAGCUGAAACUUAGAUUAAUGUCACCUUACCGGGCUCUAUUCUCA
Molecule: messenger RNA, 1627 nt
Organism: Syzygium oleosum
Lineage: Eukaryota; Viridiplantae; Streptophyta; Magnoliopsida; Myrtales; Myrtaceae
Exons: 4
Coding region: 152-1486 (444 amino acids)
Source: RefSeq, a predicted model, not a curated record